AUGGCUUUUAAUGAAGGAGAAAACUCUGAAACCAACAACCCAAGAAGAGAAGAGGGAGCAGGUCUUUCGCCAAUACAAAUGGAGGCAUUGACGGGGCAUUUUACGCGAUUGUUUCAGACUGAGAUAGAGGCUUUGCACCAGCGGUUGGAUAGAGCACCACAGCCUCAACAUCAGUACGAAGAGGAACCAGGCCGGAGGGGCAGAGAUUGGCCUAGACAUAACAGAAAUGAAGAAGACGACUACUACAACCAAAGAGGCAAUUCAUCUAGUGAGGGUCAAAGGCGACCAAGACGAAACAGAGAGGCUAGAGGGAGAAAUGAUGAUGAUUUGAGAGGGAUCAAGCUGAAAAUACCGCCAUUCCAUGGAAAGAAUGAUCCAGAUGCUUACUUGGAGUGGGAAAAGAAAAUGGAGUUAGUCUUUAGGUGUCAAGACUAUUCAGACCGCAAGAAGGUUCAAGUAGCUGCUACAGAGUUUUAUGAUUAUGCGAUCAAUUGGUGGGAUCAACUGGUAACUAGUAGGAUGCGCCGACGAGUCCAGCCUGUUGACACAUGGGAUGAGUUGAAGGCAGUUAUGAGGAAGAGAUUUGUGCCCAGCCACUACAACAGAGAGUUGCAUCAGAAACUGAGACGUCUAAGUCAAGGAAGCAAGAGUGUAGAGGAUUACUUCCAGGAGAUGGAGUCUCUUAUGAUUAAAGCUGACAUAGAAGAAGAAGGAGAUGCAACUAUGGCAAGGUUUCUAGGAGGAUUGGCCAGAAAUAUUCAAGAUCAAAUGGAGUUGCAGACCUAUGAAGACUUGGAAGAGAUGUUGCACAAGGCGAUUCUGAUUGAGGAGCAACUUAAGAAGAAGAGCAGUACUCGACAAGUCAUUGGUUCUAGUCAAAAGCCGAGUUACUACAAGGAGGACAAGUCAAGUUUUCGGCCUAGAACAGAAUUCAAACCAAAUGUGGGAGCUAAGCCAAAUAAUGUUGGACAAGAGUUAAAAGGAAAAGCUGAGGCUACUCACACAAGGAACCGAGAUAUCCAAUGCUUCAGAUGUCAUGGGAUAGGACACUAUGCUAGCCGAUGUCCAAACCAGCGAACCAUGAUAUUGAUGGAGAAUGGAGAGAUUGAAACAGAGGAAGAGAAAGAAUGUGAUUCUACUUCAUCUUUGGAAGAACAUGAGGUUUGUGCUACAGAGGGAAAAUUGUUGGUUACGCGAAGAGCUUUGGUGAUGCAAGACAAGAUCCAGGAAGUACAACAACGAGAAAACUUGUUCCACACAAGGUGUUUGGUGAAGGAUAAAGUGUGCAGUCUUAUCAUUGAUGGAGGAAGUUGUACUAAUGUUGCAAGCACUAUUUUGGUGGAGAAGUUGAAGUUGGAUACAAAGAAGCAUCCCAGACCAUAUAAUCUUCAGUGGUUGAACAACCAAAGGAAUAUGAAGGUUAGCCAUCAAGUGUUGAUUCCAUUAUCCAUUGGGAAGUAUGAAGAUGAAGUGUUGUGUGAUAUAUUGCCCAUGGAAGCAAGUCACAUUAUGUUGGGAAGGCCAUGGCAGUUUGAUCGCAAGGUUAAUCAUGACGGCUACACCAACAAACAUUCUUUUGAGCACAGAGGGAAGAAGAUCACACUAGUUCCAUUAACACCACAAGAGGUCUACGAAGAUCAGCUGCAACUUGGAAAGAACAAUGUGAGUGAACCCCUAAACACUAAAAACCACAAAGAAGAGAGUGAGAGUUUGAGAAAAACCCAGCUAAAGGCCUUUGAGAGUAACCCUGUGAGACAAUCUAAUUUCUUUGUGAGAGAAAGUGAGAUUAAGAGAGCUUUAUUUUUGGAUCAACCAAUCAUUAUGCUUAUGUACAAGGAAACUCUCAUGAGUUUGACUAACCCUGAGCCGGAACUUCCGAGCAAUAUUGUUUCUCUUUUGCAGGAUUAUGGUGAUGUUUUUCCAGAAGAAAAUCCAGAUGGUUUGCCACCAAUUCGGGGAAUUGAACAUCAAAUAGACUUUGUCCCAGGAGCUUCACUUCCUAAUAGGCCAGCCUAUAGAACCAAUCCUAUGGAGACAAAGGAGCUGCAGAAACAAGUCAGUGAGCUCAUGGAAAAGGGAUACAUUAGGGAGAGCAUGAGCCCAUGUGCUGUGCCGGUGUUACUUGUACCUAAAAAGGAUGGUAGUUGGAGAAUGUGCGUAGAUUGCAGAGCCAUCAACAAUAUCACUGUAAAGUACCGCCACCCUAUUCCUCGCUUAGAUGACAUGCUAGAUGAGUUACAUGGGUCUUGUGUGUUUUCUAAAAUUGAUCUUAAGAGUGGAUAUCACCAAAUUCGUAUGAAGGAGGGUGAUGAGUGGAAAACUGCAUUUAAGACUAAGCAUGGAUUAUAUGAAUGGCUUGUGAUGCCUUUUGGGUUAACAAAUGCACCUAGUACUUUUAUGAGGUUAAUGAAUCAUGUCUUGAGAGCAUUCAUAGGAGUUUUUGUGGUUGUGUAUUUUGAUGAUAUCUUGAUCUACAGUCGAAGCCUAGAUGACCAUGUAGAGCAUUUGAAAACUGUUUUAGAUGUUCUUAGGAGGGAGCAACUGGCAUUAAGGUGGACGAAGAAAAGGUAA
Messenger RNA from Camelina sativa (false flax), 2571 nucleotides. Lineage: Eukaryota; Viridiplantae; Streptophyta; Magnoliopsida; Brassicales; Brassicaceae. The record is from RefSeq and is a predicted model, not a curated record.